Messenger RNA from Paramuricea clavata, 268 nucleotides. Lineage: Eukaryota; Metazoa; Cnidaria; Anthozoa; Malacalcyonacea; Plexauridae. The record is from the annotation of a GenBank genome assembly.
AUGGGCGAGGCAACGGGUACAAUGGAUGAACUAGGUGAGAACAUUAAUAGUUUUUUCGUUAGUUUAUCAUCAGAUUUCCAACCCCUCGAAGACGAUCCGAACUAUCAAGCCGAAUGUACACCCGAUAUGCUUGGUGACCCAUAUAAAGCGUAUCGUGCCUUGAAGGAAGUUAAAUGUCAUAAGUCAGUUGGUCCAGAUGAAAUUCCUAUUAGGAUACCUAGAGACUUUGCUUCCGAAUUAUCCCCAGUGGUGUCUGACAUUUAUAACA